Chenopodium quinoa (quinoa) is the source of this 540-nucleotide messenger RNA. RefSeq names its product protein FAR1-RELATED SEQUENCE 12-like. The coding region runs from base 1 to 540 and encodes 179 amino acids. The record is from RefSeq and is a predicted model, not a curated record. NCBI's taxonomy places the organism in Eukaryota, Viridiplantae, Streptophyta, Magnoliopsida, Caryophyllales, Amaranthaceae. Gene Ontology annotation, biological process: regulation of DNA-templated transcription. The transcript has a single exon.
AUGUGUGAUAAAUACAAAUGUGAAAAUGAUGAUUGGUUAUUUGAUUUGUAUAAAAUAAAGGAAAUGUGGUGUCCUACUUAUUCUAAGAAGUAUUGGUCUGGUGGUAUAUUGUCCUCUCAACGUAGUGAAACUACUAAUAAGUCAGUUUCACAACGUCUUAAUAAGACUCAAGGUUUAUGUGAUUUUUAUCAUGUUUUUCUUGAUGUCAUUUCUGAGUGGAGAAGUAAGGAAGGUGGAAGAGAUUACAAUACUUUGAGGGGUAAUAGGCACCUAGCUUUUGCUAAUAUUGGUAUAUUAGUUCAUGCAAGAUCAUUGUACACUAUUCAAGCUUAUGUGCUUUUUGAAGAGGAGUUCAUUAGGGGGACAGCUUAUGAUCAUGUUGAUAAUGGUUUGUGUUUUCCAGAAUAUUCAUAUCUUCUUUGGAGGCCUGGGAAGGAUAUAAUUAAGCAUGAAGUUGUUUUUAAUAAGGAAACACAUGCAGUUUGUUGCACAUGCAUGUACUUUAGUGAGACUGGUUUACUUUGUUCUCAUUCUCUUUGA